AUGAAACUAAUCAUCUUCGCCUCUGUUGCCCUCGCCGCCGUCGUCGGUCUGGUCUUCGCCGACGAAUUCAACUUCGGGAAUAAUUUUGACGAUGGCUAUGGCGGCGGUUACGGAUACGGACUCGGAUCCCUGAGCCUUGGAUCCCUGGGUGGCGGAUACGGAGUCGGAUCCCUGGGUGGCGGAAUCGGAUCAUCAUACGGCUCCGGAUACGGAAAAGCCGCCUACGUCCCCGUGCCUGUCGGAAGGGGAGGCUCCGGAAGCUCCGGAAUCAGCGGUCUCUUGCCCCUGCUCGGUCUCCUGUUCCUGCUCCCUCUGCUCUUCAACAGAAACACCGCCAGAACUUCCGACCAGAUCCUCCUCAUAAACUCUACCCUCACCGGUGGAAAAUAA
Molecule: messenger RNA, 390 nt
Organism: Dreissena polymorpha
Lineage: Eukaryota; Metazoa; Mollusca; Bivalvia; Myida; Dreissenidae
Product: eggshell protein-like
Exons: 2
Coding region: 1-390 (129 amino acids)
Source: RefSeq, a predicted model, not a curated record